UUUCCUGGCCGCUUUCAAGAGCCUUUGGGGCUAGGAGAGGUCGCCAGCGAAGUAGCUGGGGGCUCCAGAGGGGAAAUGGAAACUGGCUGGAAAAAAAAUGGGUUUGCAAACACGUUUUUAAAGGUCUUGGUUUGGUGGCUUUUUUAGUUCGUUUGAAGUAUGCAGGUGUUCCCGCCGGCGUGGUGCGGGUACGUAAGGGGUUGGUGCUGCCCCGACGACAGGCGAGGUCCUCCCCGUCGCACGCGUUUACGGAGCGGCGUGAGGCGGGAGGGUGCGGAGAUCUUCAUUUUCCAGAGGAAGACUUGGGGAGCAGCGAGGACGGGGCUUCUCUGAAGCCCUGGGGCCUGCCGGGAUCCACGGGAGAAGGUCUCCAAGGCCUCGGCGGGCGUCCUCGUCGCCAGCCGCCCUGCUCCGCGUCGCGCCGCUGGCCCUGAGGACUGCUCGCUUUCGGCUUUCGAUUCCGAGCGCUCGCUCCUGUGCGGUCAGAAGGGUUUGAGCGUUCGGUCAGAAGGGUUUGCCAACAACCUGGCCAACGCGGGGUCAGAGAGAGCGGACCCGCUUCUGCGGUGGGACGGCAGCGUGUCGGGCGCGGGAGCCAGCCAGUCCUGCCUGGAGUCCUGCAGCCUGCUUGUCGUUGACACGUUUGUGCCAGCUGGUUGCAAAACGUGGGGCGCAGAGUUCGUUCCCUGUCGCUAAAGUGGUUUCGCCUUAUCGAGUGCUAUUCACGGAAAUCAUUAAAACAGAAAUAAGUUGAAAUAACAUCUUUGCUCUCGCUUUAUGGUGGACAAUUCAGCAGUGAGCAGGAAAUUCGCGUAAAUUCUCCAUUUUGGAUUCUCAGUAUUCCUUCAGAAGAGAUGGCGAGGGGACUAAUGAAACGGACAGUAUGUGCAAAGUCUAUAUUUGAACUGUGGGGUCAUGGAAGAUCUGCGGGGGAGCUCUAUGCAUGUUUGAAGAACUAUCCAAUGGACAAGAUGCUUCCAUAUCUACAAUCAGACUCUACUUACAAAGUACAUAUUCAUACAUUUAAUAAAACACUGACCCAAGCACAGAAAAUUAAAAAGAUAGAUGCCCUUGAAUUUCUGCCAUUCAAAGGAAAAGUAAAUUUAAAGAAUCCAGAACACAUCUUCUGGAUUUUGGAAGAUUAUGGAAUGGAUCCUAAUAAUGUUCCAGAAGAGCCCUUUCACCUGUAUUUUGGUAGAUGGAUUGCAGAUGGCCAAAGAGAACUUAUCGAGUCCUAUAGUGUAAAAAAGAGACACUUCAUUGGAAAUACGAGCAUGGAUGCCUGCCUGUCUUUCAUUAUGGCAAACCAUGGGAGAGUAAAACCCAAUGAUGUUGUAUAUGAUCCGUUUGUUGGAACAGGUGGCCUUCUAAUCUCCUCAGCUCACUUUGGAGCGUAUGUGUGUGGUGCUGAUAUAGAUUACAACACAAUCCAUGGAUUAGGCAAGGCAAGCAGAAAGAACCAGAAAUGGAGAGGACCAGAUGAAAAUAUCAGAGCUAAUCUCCGACAGUAUGGUUUAGAGAAAUAUUACCUUGAUGCACUAGUUUCUGAUUCUUCAAGACCAAUAUGGCGAAAAGGGAUGCUGUUUGAUGCAAUCAUUACAGAUCCACCAUAUGGUAUCAGAGAAGCUACUCGCAGAACGGGUUCACAAAAGGAAACAGUUAAGUCAGCUGAAAGAAGCACAGACAAUCACAUCUUCGUUUCAUCCAGUUAUCAUCUAAGUGACAUCUUUUUUGACCUGUUGAAGUUUGCGGCAGAGUAUCUGGUGAUGGGAGGAAGAUUAGUUUAUUGGCUGCCGAUUUACAGGCCUGAAUACACAGAAGAGAUCAUUCCCCGCCACCCAUGCCUGAAACUUAUUAGCAACUGUGAGCAGAUGCUUUCCAGCCACACAUCAAGGCGCCUGAUAACCAUGGAAAAGGUGAAAGAAUUCAAGGAUCAAGAUCAGCAUUCUUACUUGUUGGAUGGUCAAUAUAUGCCAUACAGGGGACACAAUUCUUUCCGUGAGAAGUAUUUCAGUGGUGUGACAAAGAGGAUUGCCAAGGAAGAAAAAGACAAUCAGAAGUAAAAUAUAAUAUAAACAGAUUAGAAAAUGAGGAAAGAAUGAAGAUCAUGUUUCUUUGUAAGGACAUCUGGAUAUGAACAUUCAUUUGGAUGCUUCAGAAAAAUAAAUACUGCUUUUAAUUUUAAAACAAGAUGAAACCCACAACACAGGUUGAGAGCAGUUCUUUUUAAUUAGCUUUGUUUAUAGCAGAUUUUAUUGUACAAGCUUUUUGAGUCUUAUUUAAUUUAUAUGUGUACUUUCAAGUACUAAUGAUGAUUGACUAAAACCAUUAUUAUUGUUCUUUCACCAUUAAUGUUUACAAAAAAGUAGUAGUAUUAUUUGGCUUCUUAAACUGUGAACAUCUGGCUGUUUUAGAAACACGUGGUGGUGAUCAUUUUCAUUUGUUUUGUUUUUUUGUAAAUGGUAUACAAUAAAACAAAAGAUUGUU
This is a messenger RNA of Harpia harpyja (harpy eagle), 2487 nucleotides long. It is a transcript of the gene TRMT11, whose product is annotated as tRNA methyltransferase 11 homolog. The transcript has 13 exons. Gene Ontology annotation, biological process: methylation. Gene Ontology annotation, molecular function: nucleic acid binding. Bases 855 to 2063 code for a protein of 402 amino acids. Gene Ontology annotation, cellular component: cytoplasm. The record is from RefSeq and is a predicted model, not a curated record. Lineage: Eukaryota; Metazoa; Chordata; Aves; Accipitriformes; Accipitridae.